AAUGAACCAAAGAAACUUACGAGGCAAUACCAGGGGGAGGGGUCUUACAGAUCAACGGGGAGGGAUGGGGAGAGGAAGUAUUGGACGGGGAGGGGCAGGACAAGGUGGGGAGCAUCGUGGUAACACAAGGACACAGAGAUAUAGUCCAAGGGGAGGCGGAAAUAUGGACAGAUUAAAUAAACCAGAUUGGAAUAAAAACGGACAGAAUCCAUCAAAUAACAACAAAAUGUUCAAUUCUCAUAAGGUGCCAGCACAAUCCGAGACAGGAGGCAAAGCUGUAAAACGUCUGGCUUCACCAGAAACUGACCAGACUGGACCAUCCUCAGAGAAAUCACUCAAAACUGAACAAAACACAGAAAGUAAGCCAGGGUCCAAAACUAAUCGUACAAGCAGCACAUCCUCUGUGAAGUCAACAGACAGCAAAGAAGAAACAACUGUGAAAAAGAAAGGUGCUGGGAAAAAGGACGACAUAGAACUGGAUCCUGAGGUGGAAGCAAAGCUAGCACUUUUAAUACAGCCUAAGUUUUGUAAACUAUGUAACCUAGCUAUGAACAAUGGUCUCCAGGCCGACCAACAUUACGAUGGGAAAAAUCACGCUAAAAAAGUACGGCUCUUUCGACAGUCAGCGGCUCUUGAAGUGACAUUAAAAAAAUUAGAGAAGGAAGGAAGUAUUGUGACUGGAAAGACGGUUGUCCUUUUGGAUGAGGAUGAGCAGAAUGACAAUGUGAAGAAAAAUGAGGGGCAAGGAGACGAUCAGAAGGAAAAAGUGGAGAGUAAAAAGGCUAAAGAAGAUAAAGAGAAGUUGGCUGGAGCGACGGAGGAGAUAUAUUGUAAAGUCUGUGAUGUGUCCUUCAACUCCCCAAAGCAGGCCAUGCAGCACUACGAGGGUAAAAAUCACCAGAAGAAGGUCCGUAUGUCGUCACAGGUUCGCAAUGUCACAGAAUCUCAGAAGGACCAUGUCACUGUAGAUGGGACAGUCUUUGAGUGCAAACUCUGUUCAGUCCAUGUUACCUGUCAAGAACAACUCAAUGCACAUCUAGAUGGGGCCAAACACAAGUCCAAGUUAAAAUCUCAGGAGCGUGGCGACUGGUCAAAUGGACCUGCUGGUCAAGGCUACAGAGGAAGAGGAAAAGGAAUAGGAUUUAAUGGCCGUCCAGGCUACCAUUCUGCCUCUAAACGUGGCUAUCCAUUCCCUGGGGACGAGACUGAGCUGGGACAACCUAAACGACACCGCGACUUCCAAAACUACCGCACGCCAAGUGGGAAGUUCUACUGUAAGGUGUGUAAUGUCACAAUGAGUGGCGAUGGACAAUUUGCAAUGCACAUGGACAGCAAGAAACACAAGACAAAUAAUUCUUCCUUCAGACAUAUACCAGAUGGGGUAGAGGAGGUUUCAUAGUGGUUUUUCAAACGUAAAAACACCACAAUAAUAUUUUUUCAUUCAGAUAUAAAGCAAAAUGGACUGUGGGUCUUGAAUGUGGUAGUUAUCAAAGAUUGCGCAUUCCUCUACGAAUCUGAUUCUUAGUCGGUGACAAAGGGAGGUUUUGUUAAUGAUAUUGGAGUUUGAAGGUUUUUCAGUCAGUGUAUUAUAAACUACAUGUAUUGCAUUGAGGAUAGGAGGUUCACAAUUCCAAGAUGUUUAUGGUGAGCAAGAUAAAAAUAUGGGAUUAUCAGUAUUAGAAUUUGGUACAGUGCAGGAGGAACCAGUGAUAGAGUUCAGUAUUGACAAGUGGGAUGUAGCGUACAGGGUAUUACAAGGGCCGAUGUUGAUCAGUUUACUACCGUAUCAUUAUAACUACAUAUAUCUUCGUGUAAAUGAUGACAAUCACUGAUGAGAUUUAAACAUAAUUGUCCUCAUAAGUUUCGGACCAAAGAGUAUCUGUUUGUGAACCAGUUAGUUAGGAGUCAUUAUAGGGAAAAUUUGCUUACGGUAAGGAAUAGUCACAAGUCAAUGUGUUCAAAAUAGGUGGAUUACAGAUGAUUUCAGUAAGAGUUAUAUCAUUACCAUGAUGCAGUGUAUGUUAAAUUUUCUCUUUAAACCAAAUAAACCUGCUCAGUAACCAAAAGUUCAUGUCAUAGUGAUCAAAUGUACCAUAAUUUUGCAAUAUUUUUUCCUGCAUAUCGAAAUCCCAAGGUUAUUAUAUUUAACAUGUCAAAUUCUAAAAGAAAGUAUUAAUUUGGAUUAAAGUCUUCAUUUGAUUAUCUGCAUAACAGGUGAGCGAUACAGGCCCUUUUGACUUUUGUUACACUGGGUCAGUAUCAGAAUGACAAGGGGCGUUUCUCUACCUGGGACUAGUCUAUUGUUCGUGUGAGAAGGAUGUUAAUGUAUGCCUGGUAAUAUUGAACAAUGGUGCAAUGUACUACUAAAUGAGGAAACUGCAUGAUGUUUUGAAAUCCAAAGUAAUUAAUAUUUAUAAGAAAAUGUUUAGGGAAAAUUAAAUGUGAAAAUGUUGUUUGUGUAUCACGCUCCAUUUGUUAUCGGUGUGGUUAUAAAUCCUCUACAAAGAUUUACUGUAUACAGUGUCUCAACUCACACCAAGGUGCUUUUCCCUGUUAAUUAUUAUGUAGAUUGAUAGUUUAUUUAAAGUGCACUUUUAUCAUCUUAAACUUACUGUGAGGAGGUAAUUAUUUUUUCUUGGUGAAAAAUUAAAGAUUUUCAUCAUUUCUUUGUAUUUAAAGCAACUUUAAACUACCAAUUGAUAUCAUUUCCUUUUCAAUAUUUAUAUUCAAAUAGUGAAUUUUCUUUUAAAUUAAAUGAUCAUACAUGUACUGCA
Pecten maximus is the source of this 2774-nucleotide messenger RNA. Its product is annotated as zinc finger matrin-type protein 3-like. Gene Ontology annotation, molecular function: zinc ion binding; nucleic acid binding. The transcript is spliced from 4 exons. The record is from RefSeq and is a predicted model, not a curated record. Lineage: Eukaryota; Metazoa; Mollusca; Bivalvia; Pectinida; Pectinidae. Bases 2 to 1399 code for a protein of 465 amino acids.